UUAGGAGGGACAAAAAUGAAGCAAGAAGAAAACCUCCCAUGGAAAACGAUCUGACAGAGUAGUAGCAGAGGAGAAGAAAAUCGAACGAGUAAAAGCAGAAGAGAAGAAGAUAUGGAUUUUAGUGUUCUGAAUGGAGCAUUGGCUUCCAAAUCCUUCGACAGGAUCGCUGAUAUAUGCGACAAUCUCAUGCUUCAGGUGGCAGCGGAGGGCGUUGCUUUCCAAGACGAAUGGCCUUUCGCAAUUCAUCUUCUCGGCCACAUCUACGUUGAUGAUAUUAAUAGUGCAAGGUUUCUUUGGAAAUCAAUACCUGCAGCAAUCAAGGAGAGCCAACCGGAGUUGGUUGCAGCCUGGAAAAUAGGUCAGAAGCUGUGGACAAGGGACCAUGCUGGUGUCUAUGACGCAAUUCGUGGCUUUGAUUGGAGUCAAGAAACACAAGUUCUUGUUGCUUCUUUCUCAGAGCUUUACACUAAGAGGAUGUUUGGACUGCUGCUAUCUGCUUAUUCAACGAUAAGCAUCCAAGAUGCAGCUCAAUUUCUUGGAAUGAGUGAGGAUGAUGCCACAAAUUAUGUACUACGGCAAGGUUGGACAGUCGAUCCUGCUUCUCAAAUGCUAACUGUGAAGAAGCAGGCUAUUGUGAGAGAGCAGAAAUUAGAUCCUGGCAAAUUGCAGUGCCUGACGGAAUAUGUUUUCCACCUUGAACAUUAAAUCAUAUUUGUAACUUCUGAGCUUUCGAUUGCCUUGUUAUAUUGAAUUCUUUAAGAAGUUGAAACAAGUUAAUGCUUCUCAUAUUUUUCUAAAUUUUGGGGAGCUUCUUCAAACUUCGCUUAGUUCAUCACCUAUCAUCUUACAUGCCCA
This is a messenger RNA of Theobroma umbraticum, 855 nucleotides long. It is a transcript of the gene COP9, whose product is annotated as COP9 signalosome, subunit CSN8. Gene Ontology annotation, biological process: protein deneddylation; COP9 signalosome assembly. The record is from RefSeq and is a predicted model, not a curated record. Lineage: Eukaryota; Viridiplantae; Streptophyta; Magnoliopsida; Malvales; Malvaceae. Gene Ontology annotation, cellular component: COP9 signalosome.